Scatophagus argus is the source of this 2795-nucleotide messenger RNA. Its product is annotated as equilibrative nucleoside transporter 1-like. Gene Ontology annotation, molecular function: nucleoside transmembrane transporter activity. The transcript is spliced from 13 exons. Gene Ontology annotation, biological process: uridine transmembrane transport; nucleoside transmembrane transport. The record is from RefSeq and is a predicted model, not a curated record. Lineage: Eukaryota; Metazoa; Chordata; Actinopteri; Scatophagidae. Gene Ontology annotation, cellular component: plasma membrane. Bases 357 to 1664 code for a protein of 435 amino acids.
GUGGUCAGAGGCCAUUUGUCACCACACUCUGAAGAACUGAUUCUGCUGAAAUUGCACGAAGGUAGUCAGAUGAGUGGAGGAAGAGAAAAGAAAGAGGAUUUGAAUAAAUGUCACAGAAACAGGAAGCAAUGUUUCAAAACUGAGUGGAGAGAACAGCUGACUGAAAGAGACUGAAGAUUCAAACUAAGUGAAUAUUUAACAAAACGCCACAUGAUUUAAGAGAAAAUUGAGAGUUUGACAAACUGACUCUAAGAGAACAUCUGGACUUGUUUUCAUUCUGCAGAAACACUCAAGGAUCUUUUCAGUCCACCAGGUCUCCACUCCUUCAGUUCAGUCCUUAAGGUCUUGACAGAAAAAUGGCCAGCAGCUCACCAAGGGACAAAUAUUUUGGUGUCUGGCUGAUCUUUUUCAUGCUCGGUUUGGGGACACUGCUGCCCUGGAACUUCUUCAUGACUGCCACUGCGUACUUCACUGGCCGUCUGAAGGACUCCUCACUGAGUGAUUCCUCGGCCAAUCAGACAGAGCCAUCAGGUGAGCAACGCGGCAUUCUGGAGGCCAAAUUCAACAAUGUGAUGACACUGUGUGCUAUGCUGCCGCUGCUUCUCUGCACCUGCCUCAACUCCUUCUUGUAUUCACUUAUUUCCCAGCGACUGCGUGUGAUGGGCAGUCUGCUCAUCAUCAUGUUUGUCUUCAUCGUCACUGCUGUCCUUGUUAAAGUUCCUCUGGAGCCACUGCCCUUCUUUUCUGUCACCAUGGUGAAGAUCAUCAUCAUCAACUCCUUUGGGGCAGUGCUGCAGGGAAGCCUGUUUGGCAUGGCUGGGUUACUGCCAGCUUCUUACACGACUCCCAUCAUGAGUGGUCAGGGACUUGCUGGAAGCUUUGCUGCCUUCGCCAUGAUCUGUGCCAUCGCAAGUGGCUCAGAGCUUCAGGAUGCAGCAUUUGGUUAUUUCAUCACAGCCUGUGCUGUUAUUUUUCUUUCCAUCCUCUCCUACAUCCUGCUGCCUAAACUGGAAUUUUUCCAGUUUUAUCAGGAGACAAACAGGAAACCAAAAUCAGAUGAGGAGAACUCCGUAAAUCUGAUGCACAGAGAGAAUGGAAGUGAAGCAGCUGAUCAGAACAGACGACAGGACAUCUCCAUAAUGAUCAUUUUUAAGAAGAUCUGGCUGUUGGCUCUGUCCGUCUGCUUCACCUUCACCAUCACCAUCGGCAUGUUUCCCGCCAUCACCGCCGACACCAAAUCCACCCUUUCUGAUGGAGGCUCCUGGGUGCAUUACUUCAUCCCAGUCAGCUGCUUCCUGCUCUUUAACUUGUGUGACUGGGGAGGGCGGAGCUUAACAGCCAUUUGUAUGUGGCCGGAGAAGGACAGUCUGUUACUUCCUGUGUCCAUCAUGUGUCGCCUUGUAUUUGUUCCUCUCUUCAUGUUGUGUAACGUUCAGCCUCGCCUCCACCUGCCAGUCUUCUUCCAUCAUGAUGCCUGGUUCGUCUUCUUCAUGAUCCUCUUCGCCUUCAGUAAUGGAUACCUGGCCAGCCUGUGCAUGUGCUAUGGACCAAAAAACGUUCUUCCUCAUGAAGCUGAAACAGCCGGAGCCAUCAUGGCUUUCUUUCUGUCUUUGGGUUUGGCUUUAGGAGCUGCUCUGUCCUUCAUCUUGAGAGCACUGGUUUAACUGGAAACUACAUCUUUAUGACUGGUUUAACUUGAAAAAUGCCUGUUUACUACUGGAUUACCCGGAAGACAAACUUUUCUGUUCAACAUUCAGGGUUUUACAGCUGAGUUUUUCAGAAUGAACCUGCAGUUCUACAACCAAAUUCACAUUUUGUCCUGAUGGUGGCGCUGCAGGGGGCUAUUCAGUACAGAUCAUAUUUGUCUGUUGACUGACAUCUGAAAGGAUGAAGGCUGAAAACUGACAGCAAGAGAAACACGCACACAUUAAAUAUUUAGAGAAAGGACAUGUUCGCUUAAAGUCUUUUAUUACAGCUUCAUUACAUCAGGAAACUGGAAACGUUUAAUUAUAGUAUAGUGUCUGUUACUCUUCUAGUCCUCAUAGCAGUUUGUAAUAACAUUCUGCACAUGUUGUCUUGCAGCUUAAAAGAUGACACUCGGCUUUGACUGCAGAGAGAAUUCAUCACUUCUGACUUUAAUAUUUUACAUCAUCCAAAUGAACUUACCUUCUGAACUUUCACUUUUCUUUAUAGACUUUCAGCUAAAAGGAAUCAUUUUUCAUCAUAUGUUUUGAUAUUUGUAGAAUACAAAGGAACAGUAGACACAUAAAACAAAGAUUUAUUUUUAUAGGAUUAUGUAGAUAAUACAGACAUUCUGAGCAAGUGAAGACCAAACCAAAAAAAUCUUCACAGAUUUAUCGAUCAGUUUUUAAUUUGGUUUGAUUCAUGAAAUUCAGAUUUUGUUUUAGUUUGCUUUGAACAGUCAGGAUGAAGUUGUAAAAGCAAAUAAUAAAACCAAACCGACUUGCAAAAGAACAGAAAUCUGGAUUGUUGCAACAACAUCUGCUCACAAAAAAGAAUCAGUAGUACAAGGGAAAUUAAUAAAUCAUGUUGCUGGGGAAUAUCUUUAAACCUUCUUAUGUUAAAGAAGGUUCUUCUGUUAUGUUGAUAAAGUUGUUAAAAUCUGAACUGAAGGCCAAACAGCCUAAUGACUGCUGGACACACUCGGAAAUGUUUAAUUAAUAGUUUUAACGUUUUUGUUUUCCAUGCCGCUGUCAUUCCGUGCAAUAAAUGUAAUUAAAACCUUUAUAUAUAUAUCUUUGUUUUUUGUGAUUAAAGAUGCAGCUGCUCCUCCA